Messenger RNA from Perognathus longimembris pacificus (Pacific pocket mouse), 1865 nucleotides. It is a transcript of the gene Aire, whose product is annotated as autoimmune regulator. The record is from RefSeq and is a predicted model, not a curated record. NCBI's taxonomy places the organism in Eukaryota, Metazoa, Chordata, Mammalia, Rodentia, Heteromyidae. Gene Ontology annotation, cellular component: nucleus; cytoplasm. Gene Ontology annotation, molecular function: DNA-binding transcription factor activity, RNA polymerase II-specific; translation regulator activity; DNA binding. Gene Ontology annotation, biological process: humoral immune response; regulation of transcription by RNA polymerase II.
AUGGCUGGCGAGGCCCGAGCCGCGGGGGACGCCCUGCGCCGCCUCCUGAGGCUGCACCGCACCGAGAUCGCCGUGGCCGUGGACAGCGCCUUCCCGCUGCUGCACGCGCUGGCCGACCACGACGUGGUCCCCGAGGACAAGUUCCAGGAGACUCUUCACCUGAAGGAGAAGGAGGGCUGCGCCCAGGCCUUCCACACCCUUCUGUCCUGGCUCCUCACCCAGGACGCCGGGGUCAUCUUCGACUUCUGGAAGGUUCUCUUCAAGGACUACAACCUCGAGCGCUAGCGGCUGCAGCCCAUCCUGGACAGCUUCCCAGAGGUGACCCUGCGGGACGUGGACCUGAGCCAGCCCAGGAGGAGCAGGAAGCCCCCCGCCAGCCCCAAGGCCUCAGCACUGCCUCCCAGACCCCCCACCAAGAGGAAGGCUGAGGAACCUCGAGCCACCCCGCCAGCAGCCCUGGCCCCAAGGGGCACCGCCAGCCCAGGCUCCCAGGCAAAGGCCAAGCCCCCCAAGAAGCCAGAGGGCAGCCUGGAGCCGCCACACCUGGGGAACGGAAUUCCAGCCAUGUCCACUUCAGUCCAGAGAGCGGUGGCCAUGUCCUCCGGGGACAUCUCGGGAGCCCGCGGGGCCGUGGAGGGAAUCCUCAUCCAGCGGGUGUUUGAGUCAGGGGGUUCCAAGAAGUGCAUCCAGCUAGGAGGAGAGUUUUACACCCCCAGCAAGCUCGACGACCCCAGCGGCGGUGCAAAGAGCAAGGCGCGCGGGAGCAGCGGCCCCAAGCCCCCCGUCAGAGCCAAGGCAGCCCCGGGCGCUGCGCCUGGUGGAGGAGAGCAGAGACUAAGCCCGCAGGGCAGGAUGGCUGCGCUUCCAGCCCCGCCCAGUGAGCCGCAUCUGCACCAGAAGAACGAGGAUGAAUGCGCGGUGUGCCGGGACGGCGGGGAGCUCAUCUGCUGUGACGGCUGUCCCCGGGCCUUCCACCUGGCCUGCCUGUCCCCGCCGCUGCGUGGGGUCCCCAGCGGCCCCUGGAGGUGCUCCCGCUGCCUGCGAGGGAGAGCCCCGCAGAGCCUGCCCCCCGCCGAGGAGCCCCCGCCCCCGAGCCGCCCACCGACGCCCCGAGCGCUGACUCCCGGGUUCCAGGUCCUCCAGGCGCUGAGGCCAGCAGAGCCGGCGGCCAGGGGCCCGCCCGGGGAGCCCCCCGCUGGCUUGGGGUCUCCUCUCACCUACCCGCACCUGCUCGCCCCGCCUUCGGCGCCCCCCCUGCCGGCGCCGGAGCCCCUGGCCCUGCCCCCCCAGCCCCGCGCCGGCCCCGAGGCCCAGCAGGUCGCCCACACGGCCGCCCUGCCGCAGGGCCCGACGCCGGCGCGCUGCGGCGUGUGCGGGGAGGGCUCCGGAGCGCUGCGCUGCGCCCACUGCGCCGCCGCCUUCCACUGGCAGUGCCACUUCCCCGCUGGCUGCGGCCCCGUCCCGCCGGGCCCCGGCCUGCGCUGCAAGUCCUGCUCUGGAGACUCCGCGGGGGCCCAGGAGGGGAGGCCCGCCCACAGCGACAUGCCCCCGGGCCCCGGGCCCCCCAAGGUUGGCGACGACUCCACCAGUCAGGAGCCGGUCCUGCACCGGGAUGACCUGGGGUCUCUCCUGAGUGAGCACUCGUUCGACGGCAUCCUGCAGUGGGCCAUCCAGAGCAUGACCCGCCCGCUGGCCGACGCGCCGCCCUUCUGACCCGGGGCGGCCCGGGACGGGGCCCCUCGCACCCAGGGCCAGCCGCUCCUCCCCGGGACCCGCGCGCCCCGAACACCUCGGCACCCAGCCCGCUGCCGCCCCGCCCGUGGGGGCGCCGGGGCCCCCCACCCCUCACCCCGGUCCUCAAUUAA